CGUAAACAUUCCAUUCUCUAAGGUUUUUGUAAAUAUUAGAAUGACAGUUGAAAAUGGUUGUGGUGAGGUGAAUUCACAUAUAUGUGACAUUUACAUGACAGUUCAGUUGUAUACAACGUUUGGUUAGCGAAUUUCGCAUCAUUUCGUUACAAGAAUUUUUCGAAUAUCUUUCUUUGAAAAGUAAUAACAGAAAAUGAGUAGAUUUAGCAACAGUAUGGAGAAUGAUUCAUUCGAUGAUAUUUUGGCAACAAUUGAAGAUCCAACAAAUACUGCGUCAUUCAAACCAAAGGUAUCGAGUGAGGCGAAAACACUGAAAUUUUCCAUCGACAAUGAUGACGGGGUAUCGGACAGUCUCUUGGCCAAUUUUAAAAUGCCCGACGAAGCAUCCACAUCUUCUUCGGGUCAGCAACAAACAGAGAAGGUUGUGAAUAUUCCAAUCAGUGCUGGCAAAACCAACUGCGUGUUAGUGAAUCCAAAACAGAGAGGCAACCCAAUUCUCAAGUCCGUCACAAAUGUUCCGUGGGAAUUCGAUGACUCAAUCAUCCCAGAUUAUGUAGUAGGCACAACCAGUUGCAUUCUCUUCUUGUCACUUCGGUAUCAUUCACUCAAUCCCGACUACAUUCACAAUCGGUUGAAAGAACUGGGAAAACGGUAUGAACUUCGUGUACUGCUCGUACAGGUUGAUACAAAGGAUCCGAAUAACGCGUUGAAAAACUUGACUCAAAUGUGUUUGUUGGCCGAUUUAACACUGAUGCUUGCAUGGAACCCAGAGGAGGCUGGCAAAAUUGUCGAAACGUACAAAAUAUUUGAAAAUAAGCCACCCGACCUAAUCAUGGCACGGGCACAACAAUUUCCACAUCAAAAGUUGGUCACAGCUUUAACCAAUAUCAAGCCGGUAAACAAAACGGAUGCGAUGACAUUGCUUCAAAAUUAUGGAUCUCUGAAAAAUGUCAUCUUAUCAAACGAAGAAAACUUGGCCAUGUGCUCUGGUCUAGGCCCACGCAAAGCAAAGCGCCUGAUCAAUGUGUUCAAUGAUCCGUUUUUGCGGAAAUAACUUAAAUGAAUAUGAACAGCCACAGAAGUUAUGUGAUUAUUAUUAUCGUUAUAAGUACAUUUUGGAGAUAAAACUUGGUUUUUAAUAGCUAAUUCAUGCUUCAAAAAUGUCUCAAUUUAUUACAUAAGAUCCGUCGAAAAUGUUCCGAGUAGUAAAAAAUGUGAUUGGUCUGAAAAUAAACUCAUCAUUUUAGCAUUAGCAUUA
Sitodiplosis mosellana (orange wheat blossom midge) is the source of this 1258-nucleotide messenger RNA. It is a transcript of the gene Ercc1, whose product is annotated as DNA excision repair protein ERCC-1. The transcript has 4 exons. NCBI's taxonomy places the organism in Eukaryota, Metazoa, Arthropoda, Insecta, Diptera, Cecidomyiidae. The record is from RefSeq and is a predicted model, not a curated record. Gene Ontology annotation, cellular component: nucleotide-excision repair factor 1 complex; nucleus; ERCC4-ERCC1 complex. Gene Ontology annotation, molecular function: damaged DNA binding; single-stranded DNA binding. Gene Ontology annotation, biological process: meiotic mismatch repair; nucleotide-excision repair; mitotic recombination. The coding region runs from base 194 to 1054 and encodes 286 amino acids.